UCGGCCACUGACGUUUCGUCAACUUGAUCGAGCCAUGGCCGCGGUCCUCUUCCAGAUCCACACGGCGGCGCCGCUCACCGCCGACGACCGCUACGUCGCCGUCGUCGGCAACGUCUCGGAGCUCGGCGCAUGGGACGUGGCCAAAGCGGUUCCGCUCAAGAAGCACGCUGGCGCAUCGACGCUCUGGGAGGCGACUCUCGAGGUCGCCAUGUACGCGCUGAUCGAGUACAAGUACAUUGUGCUGGACCGCUCCGGUGCCCUUGUGCUCUGGGAGUCGUUGCCUGGCAACCGCACGCGCGUCGCCGGCGGGACCAACGUGGCGCUGCACAAACCGGUCACGCAAAGCUCGAUCUUUGUGGCGCCCGCGGGACCGGUGCCGGGCCCCCGCGUGCCGGAGCUGGCCGUCAACGGCAACACGAGCGGCCAUUUCGAGCACAUGUGCUGUCGCACGACCGUGCAAGACCAGCCGUACUGGCAAGUCGACCUGCUCGCGAGCACGCCGCUCACCAAGCUCGUGCUCUGGAACCGCCAAGACAUGUUCUUGGACCGCCUCGUGCCGGUGUGGGUGCUACUCUCCGACACGCCGUUCGCCAAUCUGUCGUUGGACGCGGCGAAGAAGCAAGCGCUGGCAUCGAUGCGGUUUGCCUCGGCGGCGACGCAGUUUGAGUGGCCAUUGACGACCAGUGCGCGGUACAUUCGCGUGCAGCACGAAGCUGCGCACACGAGUUUGCAGUUUGCACAGCUCCAAGCGUUUACGCCAGCGCAUUUGGCGCCGCCGAUCCUCGAUGGGUGGUUUGGCUUGGACAACCGGUUGCUCGGCGAUGGCCAGUCCCACAUCGACGGGCAAUGGCUCGCGCCGGGUGCGGCGCCCGAGCUCCGCCUCGUCUUUGGAAGCUUUGACAAGAAGCCGUCCGUGACCUUUGCCGACAAGGUGCAGCGGUCCAUCUACCUCCAAGCGCGCGUCCUGGGGCAGCCAUCGGCGUCGACUGUCCACGCACCGUACUGUGCGGAUUUGCGCGCGGUGGACGUCGCGACGCCGACGCCGCAUUUGGAUCGCGAACUUCUCGGCAAUGCGCUGCCGCUCCCGACGUUGCUAUCGAAAGGACUCGACGUUGUGUCGCUUCUGACGACGCUGCCGACGCACGUGCGUCACGAGCUCACGGCCAAGCUCGAGCGCGUCACGUUUGCGGACACGCAGCCGAUUCUUUCGAUUGGCCAAGACCGCCACCACUUGAUCCUGAUCGACGCGGGUGUCGUCGCCGUCCAGGGCCCGACGACGACGCAGGGCACGGCUACCUUCUUCGAGCUCGGGCCGGGCGCGUACCUGGGCGAACUGGCCCUCGUGAGCGGCGCGAACCGCAGUGCGCAGGUCGUCGCCAAGGGCGCGGUGACGCUCUUGCGUCUGCACCGUGACGACUUUGCCGCAGUCAUGGCCGCGCACGGACUUGACGCGAUGUCGCUGCUGGCAGCGCACGCCGACGUGGUCGCGUCGGGGCUGCCGCUUUUGACGACUACACCGUCGCGCAAGACGCCGUUCGUGGCCCAAGACACGCUGCAGGUGUUUCGUCUCGGGCAUUUGCCGGCGUCGGCGUCGGUGGCCAUUGAUGUGGUCGAUGUGACCACGGACUCUGUGCUUGGCACGAGUGUGCUCGUGGCGUCCCAGCUCCACCGCACCAACGGCGCGCUCUCAGCACCGUUGCUGUCGCCGUCGUUUUCGGUCGUCGGCGAAUUGCUCUUGCGGUAUCUGCACCUCAAGCCAUUUGUGCACAAGGACAACACGCUCGCAUCGGCGUUCCGCACGCAAUGGCUGCACGGCCCGGCGCUCGACAUGGGCCACCGCGGCCUCGGUCGAUCGUACUACCAGGCACUCGGGUAUCGUACGUCGCACAUUCGCGAAAAUACGCUCACGUCCUUUGUCGUUGCUGGCCUCCACGGCGCCGACUGGAUCGAGUUCGACGUGCAACUGUCCAAGGACCGCGUCCCGGUGGUGUACCACGACUUCUUCUUCAAGGCGGCGCUCGAAGACCGUCGCGGGCGGUCGCCGGGGGCGUUCACGAAGACGGGGCUCCAUGACUUGACGCUCGCGCAGUUGAACAACGUCGAGUGGCGUCACGGCAAGUCGGUCACGGACGGUCCGCGCUUGCAGCAGCUCGUGCGCAAGCACUGGCUCAAGCUCGUCAAGACAAAGACGACCAAGUCGACCCGUACCCCCCGUACCCCGCCGACGACGACGACCCCUUCCACGACCAAGGUCGACUGGACGGCGCUCUCGGAGCUCUUUCCGACGCUGCAAAACUUGCUGACGCACGUACCCCCCUACGUGGGUCUCAACGUCGAAAUCAAGUACCCAGUGGACCCGCCGGACGCCCCAUGCCUCCGGAGCCUCGACGCGUUCGAGAUGAAUGCGUACUUGGACGACAUCCUUGCGUGCAUUUUCGAGCACGCCAACGGCCGGCGCAACAUUGUCUUUUCAUGCUUUGAGCCCGACGUGUGCGUCCUGCUCCGGGCCAAGCAGACACGGUACCCUGUCUUCUUCCUUACGUGCGGCACCGACAUCACGGGGCUUGUGCCUGAUGUGCGGACCAUCUCGCUCGAGACGGCGGUCCCGUUCAGCCGCAUGGAGCAGCUCCAGGGCAUUGUGACCAACUCGCUCCCGCUCUUCACCAAGCCCAAGUGGAUCCGCCACAUCCGCAACGACCACUUGCACCUCUGGACGUGGGGCAACCACAACACGGGCCAUGACAAGGUGCAGUUUCAAAAGAUGCAUGGGGUCUCGGGCGUCAUCUCGGACAACGUCGGCGACCUCACCAAAGUCGACAAGAAGCUCCGUCCGCGUGAUCACGGCGCCAGCAUGAGCUAAGUUGGCGGCGCUUGCUGGUAGCAGAGCGUUGCGUUUCUAACCCAUUGAACCACUUGUCUCUAACUCGGUACUAGAUAGUUGAAUCUGGAUCGAUUCCAAAGUCGAAUUGAUGAUGGGCGUCAAGGUUGAGCCAAGAGAGAGGAAGAGGAGUCCGUGGUGGACGGUAUCGACGGACGCCAUUGAGCAAGCUGCCUUACCAGGAGGGAUCAAGGAUGUGUCUCGUCGAUCAACUGCUCGUACGCGUACCGUAAUUCACACAAGUGUACCGUCAAAAUGAUCACUUUACGGCAAUAUGACCUCACUUUUCCGCGUUUACUGUGUAUACACGCACUUUCAACAAGCAAAGUCGCCACUCUUUACGAUACCCUGCCGCGCCACAAGUAAUUAUCACGUUCCGCCAAGAAUAUUUGGU
Messenger RNA from Saprolegnia diclina VS20, 3272 nucleotides. RefSeq lists its product as hypothetical. Gene Ontology annotation, biological process: glycerophospholipid catabolic process. The record is from RefSeq and is a predicted model, not a curated record. Bases 35 to 2860 code for a protein of 941 amino acids. Lineage: Eukaryota; Oomycota; Saprolegniomycetes; Saprolegniales; Saprolegniaceae. The transcript is spliced from 15 exons. Gene Ontology annotation, molecular function: starch binding; phosphoric diester hydrolase activity.